AGCAAUGGGAAAUCCGGAAAACUUAGAAGAGACAUACGUAGCUGUCAUUCGUCCAAAGAAUACCACCAGUCUCAAUUCUCGGGAAUACAGAGCUAAAUCAUAUGAAAUUUUGUUACAUGAAGUUCCCAUUGAAGGACAGAAAAAAAAGAGAAAGAAAGUUUUGCUGGAAACCAAACUACAAGGCAACAGUGAAGUAACACAAGGCAUAUUGGAUUAUGUCGUAGAAACUACCAAACCAAUUUCUCCUGCGAAUCAGGGUAUCAGAGGAAAACGAGUGGUACUAAUGAAGACAUUUCCUCUGGAUGGAGAGAAGAUCGGCAGAGAAGCCGCACUAUUCAUUGUGCCAUCAGUUGUCAAAGAUAAUACUAAAUAUACAUAUACUCCAGGAUGCCCAAUUUUUUACUGCUUACAAGAUAUUAUGCGAGUUUGUAGCGAAUCUAGCACUCACUUUGCUACACUUACAGCAAGGAUGUUAAUAGCCUUGGAUAAGUGGUUAGAUGAACGUCAUGCACAAUCUCACUUUAUUCCAGCUUUAUUUCGACCUUCUCCUCUUGAGCGGAUAAAAACUAAUGUCAUAAACCCUGCAUAUGCUACUGAAUCAGGUCAGACAGAAAACUCACUACAUAUGGGCUAUAGUGCACUAGAAAUAAAGAGUAAAAUGUUAGCCCUAGAGAAAGCAGAUACCUGUAUUUACAACCCUUUGUUUGGAUCAGAUCUUCAAUAUACAAAUCGGGUAGAUAAAGUGGUAAUAAAUCCAUACUUUGGUCUAGGAGCUCCCGACUACUCAAAAAUUCAAAUUCCCAAACAGGAAAACUGGCAGAGAAGCAUGAGCAGUGUCACUGAAGACAAGGAGCGACAGUGGGUAGAUGAUUUUCCUCUCCAUCGAAGUGCCUGUGAAGGAGAUUCAGAAUUGCUAAGCCGUCUUCUCAAUGAAAAACUUUCAGUCAACCAAUUAGAUAGUGACCACUGGGCGCCCAUUCAUUAUGCAUGCUGGUAUGGAAAAGUUGAGGCCACUCGCAUAUUGCUAGAGAAAGGAAAGUGCAAUCCAAACCUCUUAAAUGGACAGCUUAGUUCUCCUCUUCAUUUCGCUGCUGGAGGAGGACAUGCUGAAAUAGUGCAGAUUCUUCUAAAUCAUCCAGAAGUUGACAGACACAUAACAGACCAACAAGGAAGAUCCCCAUUGAAUAUUUGUGAAGAAAAUAAACAAAAUCACUGGGAAGAAACUGUAAAAUUAUUAAAGGAAGCCAUUAAUAAACCAUAUGAAAAAGUUCGAAUAUACAGAAUGGAUGGAUCAUACCGUUCUGUUGAGCUGAAACAUGGAAAUAAUACAACAGUGCAACAGAUUAUGGAAGGAAUGCGUCUUUCUCAAGAAACACAACAAUACUUCACUAUUUGGAUCUGUUCAGAAAACCUCAGCCUUCAGCUCAAGCCUUAUCAUAAACCCUUGCAACAUGUUCGUGACUGGCCAGAAAUACUUGCUGAAUUAACUAAUUUGGAUCCCCAAAGGGAAACACCACAGCUUUUCCUAAGAAGAGAUGUGAGACUUCCUUUAGAAGUUGAAAAAAAGAUUGAAGACCCACUAGCUAUUCUUAUUCUGUUUGAUGAAGCCAGAUAUAAUUUAUUGAAGGGCUUUUAUACAGCUCCUGAUGCUAAAGUGAUAACAUUGGCAAGUCUGCUGUUACAAAUAGUUUAUGGAAAUUAUGAGAGUAAGAAACACAAGCAAGGUUUCUUAAAUGAAGAAAAUCUGAAAUCUAUUGUCCCUAUCACUAAAUUGAAAAGUAAAGCACCUCACUGGACAAACCGGAUACUUCAUGAGUAUAAGAAUCUUAGUUCAAGUGAGGGUAUCAGUAAAGAAAUGCAUCAUCUUCAGCGCAUGUUCUUACAGAAUUGCUGGGAAAUUCCUACAUAUGGAGCAGCUUUUUUUACAGGGCAGAUAUUUACGAAAGCAAGCCCCAGCAAUCAUAAAGUCAUUCCUGUGUAUGUAGGAGUGAAUAUAAAAGGACUCCAUCUCCUCAACAUGGAAACAAAGGCUUUACUCAUCAGUCUUAAGUAUGGUUGUUUUAUGUGGCAUAUGGGAGAUGCUGAUACAUGUUUUCAGAUACGAAGUAUAGAAAAUAAGAUGAGCUUUAUAGUACACACAAAACAGGCUGGACUCGUGGUAAAACUGUUAACAAAACUAAAUGGACAGUUAAUACCUACUGAAAGAAAUGUAUGAAAGGAAAGCAACUAAUACUUAAGCAACAACAUUUUCUGCCACAGAUUUUUUUCAUGAAAGAUUUAUUAAUAUAUUACCUUUAUGGAGUCCUGGCAUG
Molecule: messenger RNA, 2312 nt
Organism: Chrysochloris asiatica (Cape golden mole)
Lineage: Eukaryota; Metazoa; Chordata; Mammalia; Afrosoricida; Chrysochloridae
Gene: KRIT1
Product: KRIT1, ankyrin repeat containing
Exons: 16
Coding region: 5-2215 (736 amino acids)
Biological process (GO): cell redox homeostasis; regulation of establishment of cell polarity; negative regulation of angiogenesis
Cellular component (GO): plasma membrane; cytoskeleton
Molecular function (GO): protein binding
Source: RefSeq, a predicted model, not a curated record